Pelobates fuscus (common spadefoot toad) is the source of this 1144-nucleotide messenger RNA. RefSeq names its product eukaryotic translation initiation factor 2B subunit beta (gene EIF2B2). Bases 49 to 1104 code for a protein of 351 amino acids. The transcript is spliced from 8 exons. NCBI's taxonomy places the organism in Eukaryota, Metazoa, Chordata, Amphibia, Anura, Pelobatidae. Gene Ontology annotation, cellular component: eukaryotic translation initiation factor 2B complex. Gene Ontology annotation, biological process: translational initiation. Gene Ontology annotation, molecular function: translation initiation factor activity; guanyl-nucleotide exchange factor activity. The record is from RefSeq and is a predicted model, not a curated record.
AGUGAUGUUUUUCUGAGCAGGUGCCGCCAUCUUGCUGCUCCCGUUAACAUGCCGGGGCUCGCGGAGAAGGAGUCCGAGCUCUCCGAGCGGAUUGAGAGCUUUGUGGCCGAGCUGAAGCGGGGAGGACGGAGGCCGAGCUCGGAGGAGACCGCAAGGGAUACAGUGGGCCUUCUCAGGAGGAUCAUAGCGCAGGCCCGAUGGGGGAACGCCGGAGAGCUGAUGGAGAUUAUUCGCAGGGAAGGGCGGAGAAUGACUGCUGCACAGCCAUCAGAAACUACCGUGGGAAACAUGGUACGUCGCGUCCUGAAACUUGUCCGUGAAGAGUAUAGUAGGCUGCGAGGACGUAGUGAGGAGAAUGACCAGCAGGAGUCACUGCAUAAUCUGGUUACCGCAGAGGGUUUGAGUGAUGACUUCAAUACUCCAUUACCCCAGCUGAAGGCCAAUGUGAUUGAAGCCGUGAAUGAACUGCUGCUGGAGCUUGAGGGAACCACAGAAAACAUCACUGCGCAAGCCAAGGAGCACAUUCAUUCCAAUGAGGUCAUCAUGACCAUUGGUCGGUCACAAACAGUUCAGCUAUUUCUGGAGGAGGCUGCCCGCAAGAGAAAAUUCCACGUUAUCGUGGCAGAGUGUGCACCCUUCUGCCAGGGCCAUGACAUGGCUGUCAGUUUGUCCAAGGCUGGUAUUGAGACCACAGUGAUCACAGACGCUGCUAUCUUUGCUGUAAUGUCUCGAGUGAAUAAAGUCAUCAUUGGAACAAAGACCAUCCUAGCAAAUGGAUCUCUGCGUGCUGUGUCUGGGACACAUACAUUGGCUUUGGCUGCCAAACACCACUCUACUCCACUCAUUGUCUGCGCUCCUAUGUUCAAGUUGUCUCCACAGUUCCCCAAUGAGGAGGAUUCGUUUCACAAAUUUGUCUCUCCACAAGAGGUUCUGCCUUUUUCAGAAGGUGAAAUCCUGUCCCAGGUGAGCGCUCACUGCCCGAUUUUUGAUCAUGUUCCACCUGAACUUAUCACACUGUUUAUUUCAAACAUAGGCGGCAAUGCUCCAUCUUAUAUAUAUCGUCUGAUGAGUGAGCUGUAUCACCCUGCUGAUCAUGAACUUUGAUUCCUGGCACUGCUACCGUUUUACUCGUUAAAUUAAUAAA